AUGUUACCGGAAUCUACAACUAUUUAUCAUGAAAAACAAUCCAAGGAGUUAUGUGCAUUACACGCUCUCAACAAUUUGUUUCAAUCAAAAGAGGCAUUCAAGCAAAUGGAACUUGAUGCUAUAUGUUUUUCACUGUCACCCAACAACUAUAUAAAUCCACAUCGUUCGAUUUUAGGUAUCGGUAACUAUGAUGUCAACGUUUUGAUUGCUGCAUUACAAAACAAAGGCUAUAGUGCCUUUUGGUUUGAUAAAAGAAAGGACCCAAAAAUGUUGAAAUUGGAUAAAAUAUUUGGGUUUGUAAUGAACAUACCCAGCGAAUGUCGUUUAGGAUUUUUAUGGUUACCAUUAAAACGAAGACAUUGGAUAUCUAUCAAAAAUAUUAAUGGAAUUUAUUACAAUCUAGAUUCAAAAUUACCUAAUCCAUCUCCAAUUGGAAAUGAAGAAGAUCUUUUUAAUUAUUUCAGAAACCAACUUCAUAUAAAUGACAAUCAAUUAUUUGUUGUUGUUACUGGUGAUAAUUAUAAUUGGAUUGCAUCAGAAGACACUUCAGUUGAUCAACAACAAAUACAGUCACUUGAUAACAGAUAG
Molecule: messenger RNA, 588 nt
Organism: Macrosiphum euphorbiae (potato aphid)
Lineage: Eukaryota; Metazoa; Arthropoda; Insecta; Hemiptera; Aphididae
Source: the annotation of a GenBank genome assembly